Molecule: messenger RNA, 777 nt
Organism: Cylindrotheca closterium
Lineage: Eukaryota; Bacillariophyta; Bacillariophyceae; Bacillariales; Bacillariaceae
Source: the annotation of a GenBank genome assembly
AUGGAAGUAACACCUUUGGCAGCAGCCCAAGCUUCAACACGCUGGAUUACUUGGUCGGUAACGGGUAAUACAAAGAUGCGAUUUGUGAAUCGUAAGGGUGUGUAUGUGUUGGAGCAACUUGGAGCAAAUAACCUGAAGACUGACCCUGUAUUUGAAGCAUUGGAUAAGAUAUUCCGCCGCUACAACAAGGCAGGCUUUCAAGUCAAGAUCAUCAAGUGUGAUCGGGCGUUCAUUCCUCUCACGGAUGAUAGGCUAGACGAUGUGGUGGUUCCAAAAGUGAUCACUGAAUGUCUUGGACGUCAAGCCGCCGAGCUAUUGAAUGUCUUUCCCCAGAAAGACAGUAUCACAUCACAUUUCAGUCCGCAGCAACUCAUUGAUAAUGUCAAUAUCAACUACAAGAGUGACAUAGUUGCUGAACUUGGACAAUAUGUUCAUGCAAUUGGGACGGAUUCCAACAAUUUGAUGGAACCCCAAAGUAUUGAAGCAAUUUACAUUGAACCUACAAAGGGACAACGUACUGGGCACCAAGUGCUCAAUCUCAAUACUAAGAAGAUGAUUUCCCGACCCAAGGUCGUUGUAUUACCCGUUACCGACCAAGUAAUCCAGCGUGUUGAAGCUUGGGCUGCUGCCAAAGGUGUUACUUCCAUGAAGUUCUUUGAUAAGAAGAGAGAUUUGGAGACAUUUCAAGAUGGCAAUCAAGUCGCAGGAGUGGAUGACACGGAACAAGGUUACUUAGAAGAAGCCUUUGAUCGGGACUAUGAACCUGAAGAUGAAUGA